This is a messenger RNA of Diabrotica virgifera virgifera (western corn rootworm), 1726 nucleotides long. RefSeq lists its product as uncharacterized. The record is from RefSeq and is a predicted model, not a curated record. The transcript is spliced from 9 exons. Bases 246 to 1493 code for a protein of 415 amino acids. Lineage: Eukaryota; Metazoa; Arthropoda; Insecta; Coleoptera; Chrysomelidae.
UGACCCCAAACCUCUUCGGGGACGGUCAUCGUCACUGAAUCCACGGCACGCAACCCCAAUUUUGCCGAUAUACGGUCUUUUUGGCACACGGAUUCAUCCAACUCUCGACUCGCCUUUAUUGUGUGACGUCGUGGGUUUCGUGAUAUUAAUAUUCAGUUUUGGUGUAGUUAUUUAUUUGAUAAGCGGAGAAUUACGAUGUUAGCUGAUGUCGAAAACGACUUGGAGGACACUUCAUACCUCUGGAGAUGAAACUUUUUUCCACUUUUUCUUUCAUCCUGAUCUUGUACAGCCCUCAGCCUUUCUCGCUAGCACAACGACUGUUGCAUUCGAGAGCAUAUCAUUCUGACGAUGACGACGAUCAUGUCGAUUACCACUAUGAAGACAUGGACGACAAACUUCUUAAUCACAACGCUUCAGCAGAAAAAGGGCAGUAUGUGGGUGCCUUAUGCGAAUUUACCUGCAGCCCAAAAUUGCUUCACGUUUACUGCAAUCCCGUUACGGGUACUUGCGACUGUGAGAAGAAGUAUCCUGUUAAACUUAAUAAUCGCUAUGCAGGCUGUAGCAAGCCGAAACAACUGGGUGACCAAUGUUAUUACAAAGAAACCUGUCAGUUCACUGACCAACAUGCUUCCUGUAUCCAAGUCCACCACAACGCCGUUUGUCAGUGUGAAAAUGGGUACCAUACCGUUUCUUUACAGAAACCUUCGAAAAGAGUCUUCUGUGCAGAAGAUGUCGUUGUUAUAACAUCAGAUUUCUCCACUUUUGCCGGCGUAAUGUCGGGAAUCGCUAUUUUAUCCGGUCUUAUAUGUUUUGUACUGCACCUCUUCAACCAGAAUUUGUAUGGAACACGCCACAACAGGCACAGGUUCGGAAACGCCAAUCUACCACCUCCCAUCUUGUUCUCCAGCGAUCCAGGAUCGUUGCCUUUACCAAUUCUGGAUCGAAGUUCGACGUCCCGAGCAUCUAGCCAGCGAACGUACGCUAGUAUGCCGUCGCGACGGUCCAGUAGUGCGCCAGGGUUCCGUUCGGGGGCCACCUAUUCUAGAGCAGGUGCGGCCCGUGCCGCGGCCAUCUUGCUGCUCUCCUACUGUCAAGUAGCGCCCCCUAUCGAGGAGUGCCGCUUUACCGAUACCAAAUUUACCGGCUCUCGUCGGCCGAGUAUAGCGUCGGUCCAUAGCGCCACUUCUAUCCGCAGCUAUAGUACUAGAAGAUACGAGAGGGAGCGGAAAGAAAAAGAGGAGAGGGAGCUAGAGCGUCGGUUUUCGAAACUAUCUAGCACGAACUCUACCAUUAGAAUUGCCCCCACACCCAGCCCCCAUUCUACCGACGAUCUGCUUCCCACUUUGGAGGAAGAUAGACCAGUACAUUGUCACAUGCUUUCUCAAGGUCCACACAUAAAAUUGUUUAAAUAUAUUCCACCUUUAGCUACAAAAGAAGAUUCCACCACUAGCUUCCCUGAGGAAUUUCCAUCGACAUCAAAACAAUAUCCAUAACGAACUGACGACAAAACACAAAAACAAAGAAGAACCUAGAAAAGAACUGAUUCUAAUGUUUUUUAUUACUGUUUUGGCCUAUUUUUAUGGAGCAAUGUUGAAUGUUGAUAACUUGUAAUUGCCUAGAAAAAUUCAUAUGUUAACCGGGUCCUUGAUAAUACGUAGGGAUCUAUGAAUAAUCGUUUUGUAAAAAGCUAUUAUGUUUUUGUGUCAAAUAAAAUAAUUUACGUAAA